AUGAAUCAAAAGAGCGCCUCAAAACUAUCCAAUUUCAUCAGAGAGAUAAUUUAAAAAAUGGCAUUUUGUUAACUUCCUCAUUUCCAAUAUAGUCGUUAUAAUAUAUAUUAAUAAAUAUCAGUCAAAAUAAAAUUAUUUCCGAACUAUUUUAAAAUUAGGUCUUUGGAUGAGAAACUUAUUCUAUACACAUAAAAAUAAGAAAUACAAUUGCAAUCUUGUUUUUGA
Messenger RNA from Paramecium octaurelia, 225 nucleotides. The record is from the annotation of a GenBank genome assembly. NCBI's taxonomy places the organism in Eukaryota, Ciliophora, Oligohymenophorea, Peniculida, Parameciidae.